AUAAAAGCCGAGGUGAUAAGCAGCGUGCCAUUCCUCUGGUCUACCAUUUUCGCAGCCGUCGUCCUCGAAGCCCUAAGCACUCUUGAGCUCUCAAUUCGGCGCAUCCGCAGCCAUGUCAAAAAGAAAGGUUAGAGAGCCCAAGGAAGAGACCGUCACCCUUGGCCCUGCUGUUAGAGAGGGAGAAUAUGUUUUUGGCGUGGCUCACAUUUUCGCCUCCUUCAAUGACACAUUCAUUCAUGUGACUGAUUUAUCUGGUAGAGAGACCCUCGUCCGUAUUACUGGAGGCAUGAAGGUUAAAGCCGAUAGAGAUGAGUCUUCUCCAUAUGCUGCGAUGCUUGCUGCUCAGGAUGUUGCCCAAAGAUGCAAGGAGCUUGGUGUCACUGCCCUUCAUAUUAAGCUCCGUGCAACCGGCGGGAACAAGACCAAAACUCCUGGUCCUGGUGCCCAGUCUGCUCUUCGAGCCUUGGCUCGUUCUGGAAUGAAAAUUGGUCGCAUAGAGGAUGUGACACCGAUUCCGACCGAUAGCACCCGAAGAAAGGGUGGUAGAAGAGGAAGAAGGCUGUAGGCAAUGUCUUUCAUCCCUUAUCAAGCUUCAGUGUUUCAGUAUCUCAUAUUAGCCUCGGUUCUGGGGUUGGAACAGUUUUGCUCUUAGAAACUAUUUUUGUACUUCCGAAAAACGGCUAGCUGGAAUACUCACAGAUGGAAAUUUCUGGAGAUUUAUGGCGUUUGUGGUUCGUGAUAAUUGCAUUUGAGAUUCUUAAUUAUGGAUUGACAAGUUCCGGAGAAUAGAUGAACGUCUAUUUGUUUCCCUGUGCA
This is a messenger RNA of Syzygium oleosum, 816 nucleotides long. Its product is annotated as 40S ribosomal protein S14-2. The transcript has 6 exons. Gene Ontology annotation, biological process: translation; ribosomal small subunit assembly; maturation of SSU-rRNA from tricistronic rRNA transcript (SSU-rRNA, 5.8S rRNA, LSU-rRNA). The coding region runs from base 113 to 565 and encodes 150 amino acids. Gene Ontology annotation, cellular component: ribosome; cytosolic small ribosomal subunit. NCBI's taxonomy places the organism in Eukaryota, Viridiplantae, Streptophyta, Magnoliopsida, Myrtales, Myrtaceae. Gene Ontology annotation, molecular function: mRNA 5'-UTR binding; structural constituent of ribosome; small ribosomal subunit rRNA binding. The record is from RefSeq and is a predicted model, not a curated record.